This is a messenger RNA of Lactuca virosa, 2205 nucleotides long. The record is from the annotation of a GenBank genome assembly. Lineage: Eukaryota; Viridiplantae; Streptophyta; Magnoliopsida; Asterales; Asteraceae.
GGUGUGCCAUCCUUCAGUGAGUUGUGAAAUAGAUCAGAGGACAAGAUCUGAGAUAACACACUACUGAAUCUUUAGAUCUCCCGAUUUUUCUGUAAUUAAAGCAGAAAAUGAAGGUAAUUGAGAAGAUUUUGGAGUCUACGGCGGCUGGAGAUGCCGGAAAGGUGGUUUUUUCCUUCGAAUUCUUCCCUCCGAAGACAGAAGAAGGUGUUGAAAAUCUGUUCGAAAGGAUGGAGCGAAUGGUGGCUCACAAUCCUACAUUUUGCGACAUCACAUGGGGCGCCGGUGGCUCCACGGCAGAGCUGACUUUGGAAAUAGCGAGGAGGAUGCAGAAUAUGGUUUGUGUGGAGACUAUGAUGCAUUUGACUUGUACUAAUAUGCCGGUGGAGAAGAUAGAUCACGCUCUAGAGACUAUUAAGAAAGAUGGAAUCCAGAAUGUGCUGGCUCUUCGAGGUGAUCCACCACGCGGUCAGGAUAAGUUCGUUCAGAUCCAGGGCGGGUUCGCUUGUGCUCUCGACCUGGUGGAGCAUAUCCGCAAGUCAUAUGAUGACUACUUUGGCAUAGCUGUUGCUGGUUAUCCAGAGGCACAUCCUGAAGUCAUUGAAGGCAAUGGCUUGGCUACACCCGAAGCAUACCAAAAGGAUCUUGCUUAUCUCAAGAGAAAGGUUGAUGCUGGAGCAGAUGUGAUUGUGACUCAACUUUUCUAUGAUGUUGAUAAUUUUCUAAAAUUCGUGAAUGAUUGUCGCCAAAUUGGAAUAACUUGUCCCAUUGUUCCCGGUAUUAUGCCCAUUAACAACUAUAAUGGUUUCAUUAGGAUGACUGGUUUCUGCAAAACUAAGAUUCCAUCUGAAAUUACUGCUGCUUUGGAGCCUAUCAAGGACAAUGAGGAAGCUGUUAGAAACUAUGGAGUCCACCUUGGAACUGAAAUGUGUAAGAAAAUCAUGGCUAGUGGAAUCAAGACUUUGCAUCUUUAUACACUCAACAAUGAGAAAUCUGCAUUGGCAAUAUUGACAAGUCUUGGAUUGGUUGACGAGGCCAAAAUUACAAGACCACUUCCAUGGAGGAGACCUACUAACCUUUUCCGUCUUAAAGAAGAUGUUAGGCCAAUAUUCUGGGCCAAUCGUCCAAAGAGCUACAUAUCAAGGACUGGUGGUUGGGAGCAAUAUCCACAUGGGCGUUGGGCGGAUUCUUCUAAUGCAUCAUACGGAGCAUUAACCGAUCAUCAGUUCAUGCGGCCGCGUGCACGUGACAAGAAAAUUCAAGCAGAAUGGGUGGUCCCUUUGACCAAGUUUGAUGAUAUUUCCGAGAAAUUCAUGAAGUACUGCCUUGGGCAACUAAAAACCAGCCCUUGGUCGGACCUCGAUGCACUUCAGCCAGAGACAAAAAUUAUCAAUGAAGAACUCGCUUCCAUUAACCUCAAGGGUUUCCUCACCAUCAACAGCCAACCUGCUGUUAAUGGAGCCAAAUCUGACUCCCCAUCUGUUGGAUGGGGCCCAGCGGGUGGGUACGUAUACCAGAAAGCCUACGUGGAGUUUUUCUGCUCUGGUGAAAAGUUAAAUGCUCUUGUGGAGAAAAGCAAGGCAAUUCCUUCACUCACAUACUUGGCGGUGAACAAGGAAGGAACCCUGGUUUCAAAUGUUGGGAAAAACGAUGUGAAUGCAGUCACAUGGGGUGCCUUCCCAGGAAAGGAGAUCAUUCAACCAACUGUUGUGGACCCCGCUAGUUUCUUGAUAUGGAAGGAUGAAGCUUUUGAGAUCUGGUCAAGAGGAUGGGCUCAAUUGUAUCCCCAGGAAGAUAACUCUUCAAGAUCGCUUCUCCAAGAGGUACAAAACACUUACUACUUGGUGAGCUUGGUUGAUAAUGAUUACAUAAACACCAAUUUAUUCACCGUUUUCAAGGGAUUCUAGAAACACAUCCACCGCCUCUUCUUUCUAUAGAGAAAAUUGAUUGUCUUAUGCUCUUACUUAUACUUUCUUCUUUAUAUUUUGAUUUCGACGUCUUCUCUCAUCUGUCUUUCUUGUUUUGUAAUCUAAUGUUCCUACAUUUGUUGUGCAAACUACAUACACCCAUAAGCAACAUAUUUUAAUUAUUCCAUUACCAAGAAACAAGACCAAACCAGCUUCUUUUUACCUAGUAUGUGUACAAGUAUUAAAUGCAGAAUAUACGUACCAUCAUGUCAUUGCUUAUAAAAGUAAUUUCUAUUGUGCU